AUGACAAGUCCUAGUUUGCCCAGGAGUGCACAUUGCAGGCUCGAUGCUACGGAUGACGUCAUAUCAACGGCCUGGUUGCACCAAUCAGGAGCCAGCAUUCUCCACGACAGCCCGCAUUCCGUCAAAGACAGCGCGCAUUUAGCUCGAGCGACUAACCAGGUCCAGGUGCUGUCGCUGGGCGCCGACGUGCUGCCCGAGUACAAGCUGCAGUCGCCGCGCAUCCACAAGUGGACAAUACUCCAUUACAGCCCCUUUAAGGCGGUGUGGGACUGGAUCAUAUUACUCCUCGUUAUGUAUACCGCCAUCUUCACGCCGUACGUCGCUGCUUUCUUGCUUAACGAAGCCGAUUUCAACACGAGAAAAAGCAAGAAAUACGGUGAAGAUCCUAUCGUCGUGAUCGACCUGAUCGUUGAUGUAACAUUCAUCAUAGACAUACUUAUAAAUUUCCGCACAACAUAUGUGAACAGCAAUGAAGAGGUAGUAUCUCAUCCAGGGAAGAUUGCAGUGCAUUACCUGAAAGGCUGGUUUGUAAUAGACUUGGUGGCUGCUAUUCCUUUUGAUCUUCUUCUUUUCAACUCAGACACUGAUGAGUUGGGCUUGGAUGCUGAUGAGACAACAACAUUGAUUGGUCUCCUGAAGACAGCAAGACUCUUGCGGUUGGUGAGAGUUGCUCGGAAGAUUGAUCGUUACUCAGAAUAUGGUGCUGCCGUCCUUCUGCUGCUUAUGGCUACUUUUGCUCUUAUUGCUCACUGGCUUGCAUGUAUAUGGUAUGCAAUUGGACAUGCUGAGCGAACCUUGAUGAAUAACAGAGUUGGUUGGCUAGAUAUAUUAGCUAAUGACACUCAUCAGUUUUACAAUGCCAAUAACACAGGAGGUCCAUCAAUAAAGUCCCGCUACAUCACUUCAUUGUACUUCACAUUCAGCAGUUUAACUUCCGUGGGAUUUGGAAAUGUAGCACCAAAUACAGAUUCAGAGAAGAUGUUCACUAUCUGUGUUAUGUUAGUUGGAUCACUUAUGUAUGCCAGCAUAUUUGGAAAUGUAUCUGCAAUCAUACAGCGACUGUAUUCAGGGACUGCAAGAUAUCAUACACAGAUGCUGAGAGUGAGAGAAUUCAUUCGUUUUCACCAGAUACCUAAUCCUUUACGCCAGAGGUUGGAAGAAUACUUUCAGCAUGCAUGGACAUAUACCAAUGGAAUUGAUAUGAACAGUGUACUUAAAGGUUUUCCUGAGUGCCUGCAGGCAGAUAUUUGCUUGCACCUAAAUCGUAACUUAUUGAGUAACUGUUCAGCCUUUGAAGGAGCUUCUCCUGGAUGCCUCAGAGCUCUGUCUUUGAAGUUCAAGACCACUCAUGCACCUCCUGGGGAUACCCUUGUACAUAAAGGUGAUGUUUUGACGUCACUAUAUUUCAUUGCUAGAGGGUCAAUAGAAAUACUAAAGGAUGAUAUUGUAAUGGCUAUUUUGGGAAAGGAUGAUAUUUUUGGGGAAAAUCCAUGUAUUCAUCCAACACUGGGCAAGUCAUCAUGUAAUGUGCGAGCCCUUACCUAUUGCGAUCUGCAUAAAAUUCACCGUGAUGACCUUUUAGACGUACUAGAGUUAUAUCCUGAGUUUUAUAACUCAUUUUCUAACAAUCUUGAAAUUACAUUUAAUAUGAGAGAUGAGGAGCUUGCAGGCGUAGAUCCCAGAGCAGCUAGGAGACAUAGAACAGGUUUAGCUUCUCGUUCAAGUUCACAAGACAGAGAUUCAGAUGUAAGAAGAUAUGCUUACAGACCACCUCGUCGUCGAACAUUUCAUCACAGAGGAUCAGGUGGUGGGCCAUGUGGGGAUGGCACUCUAGGAGGCAACAGUCAAGAUUCCAGUGAAGAUGGGUCUGAGUUUGAGAAGUCUGGUCAUGGCAUUCUAGAAUUCUCAGCAGAUAAGGCUGGUCGGGAUGUGACUCCAAUGAAUCUUGAAUUUGGAGAUGAUGACAGACAAGUGAAACCAGGAACACUUAAUUCAAUUGCUGGCAUGUUCUCGCAACUGAAAAGAAGCUUCACGGAUCUCCGCUUGCACAGGUCUUCCAGCCAGAGGCUCCACAACACUGACAUUAAGACUGGUGGCUUGACGAACACGGUGGUAGCACUGGACUCCCUCAUGAAAUCCAGCAGCCAUGGAAAUGGCAAGCACUCACAAGGUACUCCAAACGUGGGCCCAUCUCCUGCUGUAUCGGUCCACUGCUGCACCAAAGAGAACCAGCCAUUGCUUCAUCAUCAAACUCCAAGUGCUCAACAAACAGUAUUAUCGACAGGAAGUUACCAAACUCCCGGUCACACUCGGGCCGAGUACACUGGCUCACCAGCUUGGACACAACCUGGGAGGGAACCUGAUGUCUACGCAAUGAUAAAUCAGCUGAGCAGGCAAGUGCAGGCACUGGAACACAGUGUAGCUAGUGAUGUGAGAAUGAUACUUAGUAUUCUGAAGCAACAGCAGCAACAGGGUCACAGCUCUGAAUCAUCCGGCUCAUCAGUCAUACCUGAUGUGCGAGAGUCUUCUUCUGACUUUGGCCAGAGGUCAGGAAGAUCCUCCCGAGAUCAUGCUCCUAGUGCCCAGAGAAGUUAUAGUGCAUCUCACGAGACUCCAGCUUCAUUGCCUUCAAAUAAUUUCAGGCCAACACCAAUGGAAGAUUUCCGGCAUGCUGCCACUGGCAGUAACAGUAUGGAUUUACGACACCAGUCACACUCUCACCACUCCGUCCCACAGCAAGUGACUCCUGAACUUACCUCCAGGCAUCCACAUUACAAGCAUUCAGCAUCACGCAUUCCACAACGCAGUCAGUCACAACCAGUAGAUCUUAUGCAGGUACAGCAUCAGCACACACCAUCUUGGCAUCAACAACAUGGUGAUACUGAGAGUGAGGAUGCAUGGCCUGUUCAGCAUACUGCAGAUACUAGAAAAGAUGAUUUUUCAUUUAGAGGAACUGCGGCUGAAGAGACACCAUCAUGGGAUUUUAAAGAUGCUCCAGUGGCGCCUAUCGCUAGGCUAGAGUCAUUGGAUGAACUUGAUCAAGGACAGGACUCACAGAGUAGCAGCCCACGUGGUGCAACAUCUGGCCCAUCCACAACGGAAGUGAAAACAUCAGAUGUCUAGUCUACUCUCCACAAGUGUUUUUCAAGACACGUUCUUGUUGUCACUGAGAAAAAGACAUACAUGGACAAGUGAGCAAGAAACUCUUCAGGGAAUCACAGCCCAAAUGAAAUGGACUGUUUUAUAAUAGUCAAAACAUUGUCACAAGACAGUAGUGUUUUCAAUAAUUUGUAUUUUUUUUAAACACGUUACAGGAAUUUAUAUGAAAAUAUUACUUUGCAUUGUAAAAAAAAAAACAUUGUGCAAUCACACAGUUAUUCACUCAUCUGAUGCUGCCUGAAUCAAAUAAUACGGUAUUUUAAGGAAUGAUUCUUUAAAAUUGGGAUAAGUCGGUAGCUGUUAGCUAUUCACAGUGCUUGGCAACACCACUAAAAUGAACUAAGAAGGUGGUGUACUGGACAGAGUUGUGUAUUCAUAGGCAACUGAAAGUCAGCAUAAAAUAGAAUAAUAUUCUAGUGUGUGAAAGAGAUUACAGAGGACAUACUGUUGUAAUCAGGACAUCUGACUCACUGUUAGUCAUGGACAAUGGCUCACAGUAACAUUAAUUAUACGUGAUAACAACUUGCGUAUGCUUUGGUCUUAACAAUUUAUAUAACUGAAUAAAUAAAUUUUCUUGAAGACUGGGCAUUCAUAUUCACAUAAGUUGAUUUUUUCUCAGAAGAAUUCUGUCUGUUGUUCUGCUAAAUGUUUUGGAGGUUUGACAUGAAAUCAUAAACUUUUGUCUAUUAACACCUUUCUGUAGGUGACUGCUGCAGACAUGAACAUGCAAGACAUUGUUGCACAGUCAAGGAAGCAAUGUUUUAACUUGAGCUUUCUUGUGAAAACACACAGGUUACCAUUUCAUAAUACACAUGUUUCUUUCUCCUUUUGGCAUUACUUACUUUGUGCUUCACAGUGACAGAUUUUGCACAUUAAAAUGUAUUGGAUACUUGUAAAAGGAACAUAAUUCCUAGUUUUAUAUUAUGAAACAU
This is a messenger RNA of Schistocerca americana (American grasshopper), 4091 nucleotides long. It is a transcript of the gene sei, whose product is annotated as potassium voltage-gated channel unc-103. Bases 1 to 3123 code for a protein of 1040 amino acids. The transcript is spliced from 22 exons. The record is from RefSeq and is a predicted model, not a curated record. Gene Ontology annotation, molecular function: inward rectifier potassium channel activity. Lineage: Eukaryota; Metazoa; Arthropoda; Insecta; Orthoptera; Acrididae. Gene Ontology annotation, biological process: potassium ion transmembrane transport; membrane repolarization during action potential. Gene Ontology annotation, cellular component: membrane.